UCAUAUUGCAGCCAGACACGUAGCCAGCCACGUAGCCAGCCACUGUGCAUUGGGUUCGGGUCGAGACGCAGAGAGAUUUGUGAAAGAUGUCAGGAACACUCUGCGACAGAGUCGAAAAAUGAGUAGGAAUCGUAGGCGGAGCUUUCCCAGCAGCCAAGAUGAGCACAAGACCGCCGCUGCACAGCCAAGUGGAAGCAGCUUGAGAUCUCAAUCUCUGUCCAGGCUGGAUUUCUCGGUUCAAUCCUCAUCCAUCUAUCAGUAUGACACGCGGAAUACGCGGAACACGCGACCACAAAUGGUCAGUGUGGCAGUCGGCACAGAUCAGACGGAUAUCCUGAAUGAAAGCACUUCAUUCUUCUCCCCCAGCCAGUCGCAGUGGAGUGAAGUAGACUUGUCUUCGUUCUACGAAAAUUUUAAUACUACUUUUCAUCCCAAGCUUCCUUUUAGAAGAUUUCCCCAUAUCCUUGUGGCGGCCCCAAAAGAACCUGAGUCUGCGGAAAGCAAGCCAGCUAAUUCACAACAGAGUCCCAUUGAGCCCAUAUCCGAGGUGCCGUUCGUGGAACCAAAAGUUGGGAAAGACAACAGGGUUAGCACCGCCAGAAAACCGUCGGAGAAUCGCUUGUCACGUUUGCCCAGUCUUCGACCAUCUUCCGCUUCAAACAGGCAUAAUGAUGAUGAUUCUUUCACGAACACAGAUGAGGUGUCUUCCAUCCAGAGCUUCACUAGCUAUACGGAAGAAUAUGAUAGGGAAGAACCACUCAUUACCAAAACGGAAAAGUUUUAUAAAAAGAGAGCGCCCUUGAAUCCGAAAUACGAUUCCGAGGAUUCAUACGUUAUAACCAGGGAAGUCUUUCAAAAGGAUACGGCUCUCACGUUUAAUGUGACUACAGUACAAUUGACCGACUCGCCGAAAUCUUUCAACGAAUACGACGCGGAAAAUCAGAUGCGCAGGCAAUCGUGGGACACAGAAAGUAGAAUGACGAGGGAGUCCUUUGAACUGAACCGCGGUGGAAAACGACUGGGCUCCGGUAUGGUUUUUAUCUAUAUGGUGAUACCACCGGACGGCGGAUUUGGCUGGGUCAUCAUGGUGUUGUCCUUCCUCGCCCAGUUGAUAAUCGAUGGUCUUAUAUUUACCAUCGGGGUCUUGUUGCCAUCCAUUGCCAAGGAUUUGGGUGUGACCUCAUCGUCGGUUACAUUUGUGGCCAGUGUGCAGAUCGGUUGCUACUUCACUAGCGGAGCCUUCUCUGCCAUUCUGAUAAAUCGUUUUGGAUUCCGCAAAGUAGCCAUCGCUGGAGUCCUGUGUUCCGCAUCCACCAUACUGGCCUCCAGCUGGAGCGUGAGCUUGACCAUGCUGAUCUUCUUUUACAGCGUCCUUGCCUGCACAGGUGGUAUUACUUUGAGCAUGAUCUGGGCGAGCUCGCAGCUGAUCGUGGGCUACUACUUUGAGCGGUAUCGUCCGAUGGCCAAUGGGUUUUCCUGCAGCGGUGGUGGAGCGGGUAUAGUCCUCUUCACGUUCCUCAACAGCUGGCUGGUCCCGAUCAUCGGGUGGAGGAACAUGCUGCGCACGCAGGCGGGCCUGAUAAUGCUGAUCCUGCUGAUGGUGGUCGCCUACGUGGAGGUGGCACCCACGCAGGUGGGCUUGUACCAUUUCCCUGAUAAUUUGGAAAGCAGUUCGGAUGAGUAUUACGGCAACUUCUAUGUGCAAGACUAUCUACGUCUAUCCACGGCGACCGCUGGCAGCCGGAGUAUGCUAAGUGAAUAUGAGCCACCACCUAAGAAGCACGGGUGCGCCAAGUUCUGCCCCUGCUGCACGAACUGUUGUGGAAAGCGGCGGAAGAAGCCCCAAAACGAGGAUGAACACAAUCUGCUGAUCCGGCCGGCACCCUUGGAGCGGGAGGAUCUCUUCUACACGGGUCCCGCCGACUACGACAAGCCGCACAGCAAGGAGAACCUCGAGGGCAAGGAAUUCCACCUAAUGGGAUCGGAUAAGAACACCCAGCAAGUGAACUAUGGCAUCAAGAAUAUAAAUGCGGAUGGUGAAGGGGAUGGCACUUCCAGAGAGCAUAGACGCACCCAUAGUGUACGUAGAUGGUCUGAGGAACAACCGAAAAAGAAAACUUCCUGUAGGAAUAGCCGGUUUAUGCUCACUCUGCUCAAACUAUUCGACUACCAUCUGCUGAAACAGUUCGAGUUCCAGAUUCUGGUGGCCUCCGCCCUUCUGUACCCGAUGGGCUUUAAUAUACCCUUCGUUUACUCCUCUGCACGUACCACGAUUCCCGUCGAAUAUGCCCGUAUGAUCGGUCCCAUUAUCGGAAUUAGUAAUCUGGUGCUGAGGAACAUCCUUGGCAUCCUCGCCUACAAAAGGCGCACUUGGACCCUCAAACUUUGUGGCAGCGGUCUGGUUUUCGGUGGGCUUUCCGUUUUAAUAAGCGCCUUCUACGGACAGAACUUGAUUUGGUUCCAGUUCCUCUACGGCAUGUCCUAUGCUGUAGCGCCAGCUGUUUUUUCCACACUCAGAGGUCUUAUAUACGUAAAGUACCUGGGACUUUCGAAGCUGACCAACGCCUUUGGGAUUACCUCUUUGGCCAUGGGAAUGGGCGCCUUUAUUGGGACUACGAUUGCCGGCAAAAUGGUGGGCAUUACGGGAAACUAUACAGCUGCCUUCUGCUUGGCGGGCUUAUGCCUCAUAAGCUCCGGAAUUCUGAAGCUCCUGCUGCCCUGGCUUAUCAAAUGCCGCAACAGGAAGGCCCACUGAGGAAUCGGAUUGCUGGAAUUUGCAAUAUUUAUUGGUUGUCCUGCGUGGAACCUGGGAUUUAUCUUACAAUAUAGCUUAGGCUCUUCUAGUUCUCUCAUUUGAUACGUAAACAAGUAUUAUUGACUUUUUUACUGGUGAUGUUUUGGUUAAAUCCUUCCAAAUUCUGAAUAAAUGAUUUUAUAAUACA
Drosophila santomea is the source of this 2942-nucleotide messenger RNA. RefSeq lists its product as uncharacterized. Gene Ontology annotation, biological process: transmembrane transport; monocarboxylic acid transport. The transcript has 7 exons. NCBI's taxonomy places the organism in Eukaryota, Metazoa, Arthropoda, Insecta, Diptera, Drosophilidae. Gene Ontology annotation, molecular function: monocarboxylic acid transmembrane transporter activity. The coding region runs from base 119 to 2755 and encodes 878 amino acids. The record is from RefSeq and is a predicted model, not a curated record.